ACAACCCUCUCAUGCCACCCACUACAUCCUCCUCUAGCUCUCAUCAGCUACCAUCCCCAACCAUGUCCACCGCCGCCGCCGCCACCACUACAACCGAAGAACCGCCAGUCCUAAUCCCCUCCCUCCCAGACGACGUCGCCUUGAACUGCCUGGCCCGAGUCCCGCGCUCCCACCACCCCACCCUAUCCCUGGUGUCGAAACCAAUCCGGACCGUUCUCUCGUCCACUCUCUUCUUCACCGCACGAUCUCUCCUCCACUCUACCGAGCCUCUCCUCUACCUCUCUCUCCGCUCUCCUCUCUCUCCUUCCCUCUUCUUCUGCCUCACCUCCCGCCAUGAAAAUGAUCGAAUCCUCACUCCGGUCCCACCCAUCCCCUCCGCCCCCAUCGGCGCCGCCUACGCCGUCGUGGGAUCAACCAUCUACGUCAUCGGCGGUUCCAUCAACGACGUGCCCAGCGCUAACGUCUGGGCCCUCGACUGUCGCUUCAACAGCUGGCAACCCGCGCCGCGCAUGCGGGUCGGGCGCGAGUUCGCCGCCGCGGGAGCGGUGGACGGGAAGAUCUACGUGAUGGGCGGGUGCGUAGGGGACACGUGGGCCCGGUCCACACACUGGGCCGAGGUGUUCGAUCCGGGGACGGGGACGUGGGAACCGGUGGCGAGCCCGAUUGAAGUCCGGGACAAGUGGAUGCACGCGAGCGCGGUGGUGGACGGGAAGGUCUACGCGAUGGCGGACCGGGGCGGCAUCGUGUACAACGCGAAUAACGGAGAGUGGGAGAGCGUGGAGAGCGAGCUGGACAUGGGGUGGAGAGGGAGAGCGUGCGUGGUGGACGGAGUUCUGUACUGCUACGACUACUUGGGGAAGAUUAGAGGAUUCGAUGUGGAGGAGAAGGCGUGGAGAGAACUGAGGGGCGUGGAGAGAGGGCUGCCGAGGUUUCUGUGCGGGGCGACGAUGGCCAAUGUGGGGGGGAAGCUGCUGGUAGUGUGGGAGAUGAAGGGGAAGGCGGUGGAGAUUUGGUGUGCGGAGAUUGCAGUGGAGAAGAGGGAGGGUGGGAGAGAGCUGUGGGGGGAGAUUGGGUGGGUCGACAAGGUUGGCUUCUUCCCCAAUGGGUCGAUUAUCAUGCACUGCUUGGCGGCUGCAGUUUGAUGUAUUUGAAUGUGUAAAGGUGGAUUUAUCAAAACCAUUUCCAGUCAUGAAGAGUUGCUCAAUGAGUACCCUUGGUAUGACUGCUCUCCAUAUUGUAAUAUAAAGCCUGCGCUUUGUACCAUUUUCAUGAUUUGAAAUAACAAGAGUUGCUGCAAGAUUACUCUUCA
Corylus avellana is the source of this 1309-nucleotide messenger RNA. It is a transcript of the gene SKIP6, whose product is annotated as SKP1 interacting partner 6. Gene Ontology annotation, molecular function: protein binding. The record is from RefSeq and is a predicted model, not a curated record. NCBI's taxonomy places the organism in Eukaryota, Viridiplantae, Streptophyta, Magnoliopsida, Fagales, Betulaceae.